CCUGAUUCCGUUCAGCUGUCUGGCCUCCAGCUGGGACACUCCUGUCUCUCCACAGCAGCCGGCGCCCUAACCACACCCCACUGUGAAAAUAGAAUCAGGAGUCAAAAGAUCUCAUUGUUGAUCAGUAUGAACACAUCGGAGAACUUGGAAUAUGAUUAUAAUGACUGUGAUGAGGGUCCCGGUCUGGAGAUGCCAGUUCUGUACUACAUCCUGUUUUGUAUAAGUGUACUAGGCAACACCACAAUUCUUUGGGUUCUCCUCCGGCACAUAAAGCUGAAAUCUGUGACGGACAUAUGCCUCUUCAACCUGGCCCUGUCCGACCUCAUACUGGCUGGAUCCCUGCCCCUCUGGGUCAACAAUUCUCAGAACCUUGCAUCAUGCAAACUCCUGACAGGAGUCUAUCAGGUGGGUUUCUACAGUGGGACUUUCUUUGUGACCCUAAUGAGUGUGGACCGCUACCUGGCCAUCGUCCACGCUGUUGCAGCCAUGCGAGCGCGGACACUUCCCUAUGGAAUCACAGCCAGCAUCAUUAUCUGGGUUAUAUCAGUCAUCAUGGCAAUCCCUGGGGUGGUAUUCGCCUCUUUGGAGAUAGAUGCAUUUGACAACAGCUCCCAGUGCCAGCCAGAGUACCCAGAUGAAAGUCAGCGGUUUUGGAAGAUGCUGCGAAACUUCAGCGAGAACACAGUGGGCCUUUUCGUGGGCCUCCCGAUCAUGAUUUUCUGCUAUGUGAAAAUCCUUGUUGUGCUGUCCAAGUCUAGGAACUCCAAAAAGAACAGAGCUGUUAAGCUGAUAUUCACCAUUGUGUGUGUGUUUGUAGUGUGCUGGGUCCCGUACAAUGUCACAGUAUUCCUUAAAACACUACAGCUGUUCCACGACGCCCUGAACACCUGCGAGGCUUCAAAAGGCAUCGACUCUGCCAUGGGCUUUGCUGAAAUCAUUGCACUGUCUCACUGCUGUGUGAAUCCAGUCAUCUAUGCAUUUGUAGGGGAGAAGUUCAGGAAGUCACUGCGCAAUGUGCUGCCUAGAUACUUCUGCGGGAGUCAGCAAAGCAGAGGGAAUUUCAGCCACAGAGACACCACAGACAAAGAAACUUCCAACACAGAUUAUUAAGAAUGAUAUGAGAUGUUUGUGUGUGUGUGUGUGUGUGUGUGUGUGUGGUGUUGUGCAUGUGGUUGGUGCUUCGAAGAGCUGAACAAGAACACGGGAUGCUGUUAUUUUGAAAGUGUAUAGAAUUUUCUGAAACAUUUAUAGAAAUCGUGUUAUUCAAAGUAUAUUUGUAACUUGUACAACUAUAUUGUUUUUGUAAAGUAAAGAAAUAAAACUAGCUUGAGAACAAAA
This is a messenger RNA of Cottoperca gobio, 1338 nucleotides long. Its product is annotated as C-C chemokine receptor type 2-like. NCBI's taxonomy places the organism in Eukaryota, Metazoa, Chordata, Actinopteri, Perciformes, Bovichtidae. Bases 127 to 1110 code for a protein of 327 amino acids. The record is from RefSeq and is a predicted model, not a curated record. Gene Ontology annotation, cellular component: membrane; external side of plasma membrane. Gene Ontology annotation, biological process: positive regulation of cytosolic calcium ion concentration; calcium-mediated signaling; G protein-coupled receptor signaling pathway. Gene Ontology annotation, molecular function: C-C chemokine binding; C-C chemokine receptor activity. The transcript is spliced from 4 exons.